Messenger RNA from Amoebophrya sp. A25, 4721 nucleotides. The record is from the annotation of a GenBank genome assembly. NCBI's taxonomy places the organism in Eukaryota, Dinophyceae, Syndiniales, Amoebophryaceae.
UUCAUACAUCAUCUCGUGUAGCUGAACUACAAGGUUUCUGUUGAGGUUAGAGAAGGAGCUAGUGAGGAGGAGGCGUAGAGAAGUACUAGAAAGAGUAUAGAAGCCAAAGUGCUUUAGAACUAAGUAGAAUAUCAUUUGAAUUCAGUAUGUUAUAUAUCAUUUGAAAGUUGUCGUGCGGUCCACGUCCUCAUUCAUUUGCCUCUUAUUAAUAUUUACCUUUUUCUUUUAAUACCACCUGAAUAAACCACAACGCAUGCGCAUCUAACGCUUUCGUGGUUUGUUCUACAAAACCCAGAUCACGAAAAAUGUCCUUGAGCGUCCGUCUGACGAAUGCACUGGGCAAAAACGUUGCCACGGUAUCAAUCUUCUCUUCUCCUAUCUUGCUUGGGAGCUAGAUUUAAGCAGGCAGCGUAAAAAUUUGGCAGACCACAUGUUAAGUAGAAGUAUCCAAGUAUCUUCACGUGCAAGAAGUUUUCAUCUUACGGACGAGGUGUGAGUUGUAUCCAAAUGCUGAUGCACCAAACUAUGCACCACAGUGCCUUUCUGGUUCGCUCUGAGGAUGAAUAACCGCACAUUUUUUUCACCUCACAUUUAGGUCGACGUCUCUGUGCCGAACUCACCUGUAAGCGCAGCGUCAUUACGGGACCGGCUGAUCAAGGACUGCAGUGUCCCUCUGAGUUAUGGAAGUUUAUAUAGUUUACAUCAACAUUAGAAUGGACACGAACACGAAUGGCUCUACCGCAUUUCUAUAGUUGUCCCAGUUCCGUAGUUCCAUAUCAAAAGCGUAUGAAAAUGUUGGUUUACAACCAAGUUGACCAGUUGUAAUCACACGUAAGCAACACGACAUCGUUCCUUUUACGAUUGGAAAAAUUGUUUUCACCUCUAUGAUGUUGUUUUUUUUGCUGCGUUCAUUUACGCGAGUCCGAUCUGAUUCAGCGUAGAAGGGGUGAUGGGACCUUAGCACCCGCACAAUGGAUCGCGCCGAAUGACGUGUCCAUUGAAAUUCUGUGUCAAGACAGGUCAUCCGUGGGAUCAGAUGACGCAGGAGAUGCUGUCCUAAAACCAGGAACAUCGAAAGGAACAACAUCGUCCGUCGGCGGUAAAAGUGGCACUUUGGAGACAUGGUUGUCAUCCAAAGUGGUGGGGGUGCUCGACGCGCUGGACGAAGAAGAAGAUGGGUGGCUUGACAGUGAGGAGGCGGACCUCCUUUUCUGCUAUGAGUAUGGUAUGAGCGGGAAGAAAAAGACCAUACCUUCUCUAGAUGAGUAACCUCGUUGUUUGUUUGUAGAUCUUCAAUGUGCAGGCGACGAGUAUCAAACUUGAUGUCAUUGAUUAGUCGUGAAUGACGAGAAUCAUUCAAUAUCCACAAAGGAGAGCCAUCUUCUAGAAGAUAGAACCGCUUUCAUAACCAGUUCUUGCUUUGACAGGGUGACCAAGUCUCUGCUGGGGUCCGAGCAAACAUUAUUGGCUUUUCUAGAGGAGAACCCAACGGUAUCGAGCUUUUCUUUUUUUUACGAUCAUGCAAUUCAGUAUAAUUGUAGUCUGAAAAAGUAUCAUUUCAUGUUUCAAAGUACACAUAAUUAUAAGGUUGAAGUUCCUCUUUCUUUGUCUAAGGUCCUCACCCAGGUUAUCAAUGACUCCGUCCUAUCUUACAGCCCCUUAUCGAAGUGGACGUAGAUGGGCAGCGUAUUCGAAGGAUUCGUGGGUCCGCGGCAAAGGAAGAGGUAUAUGCUUUUGGACUCUUCUCAUGUUUGAACAACGUUGCAAAAUCAUACUUUCUCUCUCUCUUCGAACUCUUUGAUCACCCUGUUGAUGAUUCUUCUUAACUGCGUUCAUGGUAUGAAUCGUAGCAAGUGGGACAAAAAGAUCGAUAAAAUAGCAGCUCCUGACAGCUGAGCGGGAAGAGGAGGGGGCAGCAACAACAACAGCGAAAUUAGGAACACUUGCAGAAUCCGCAGAGGACGCCAGUGAGGCAGGAUCACCGUGUGCGCCAGUAGAUAAUGUAGCUUACCCAGAGACAGGCGAGGAUACAGAGGCUAGCGUUUCUGGGACUCCGAAAUCUACUAGUAGAGCGUCAAACAACGCUUCUAAGACGACACUAUCAGCAGAUGCCGCGGUUUUUACUCCUAGUGCGGUCGUGCCUGGUGUAUCAGCAGAUGGAGUGUCGUUCGUUCCUGGCGGAAUCGCUUCUGGUGGCAUUGCAGUAGUGCCACAGUAUCAGCAUCUGCAACCUCAACUCGCGGCCAUGGCACCAGUAUUAAGACUUACACCCCACGCCUAGAAGUUCACCUUCAAUACUAGUACACCUUGCUAGAGAAAAAGAUAAUAAACCUUAGGGAAAAUAAAGAUAGGACACCUUAGAGAAAAAGAUAGUAAACCUUAGAGAAAAAGAUAGUAAACCCUAUGGAAAAAGAUAGGACAUCUUAGAGAAAAUGAUGGGACACCUUAGAGAAAAGGAUAGUUCAUCUGUAGAUGGUGCACCUUAGAGAAGCUGCUGUCUUCACUUUAGAAAAGAACAGCUCCAAGAUAACCCUUUGGAGGAAAUGUGGAUGAGCUCCUCUAAGAAUAACUCCGCUAACUCAUGGCUAUGUGUACCCAAUACCCGCUUAUACACACCCGGGCCAGAUGUUUGUGGUGCCAGCACCAGUCGCCGCACCACACCCUGUCAAUAUGCGUGCUGUCAAUAAUAUGACUGCAAGAUGAUUCUCACUCAUGAGCCAGGCAGAUCUUGCUAUUAUUUGGGUGAAUAUGCAUAUCCUUGCACACAUCCAUUCCUCGGCAGGUUGCCUUCUGUUGUAGUAGUUUACAAAUGGUUUACCUUGAGAAUUUUCGGUACGUCUAAUUCAUUUGGUAAAUAGUGUGCAAAAUAGUUACACCUGUCUUCUUGGGUAUGAGUCAGAAUCUUCGGUUCAUAUGUAACGCUGUUAUGUCUUCAAGAGUCGCGCCUCUUCUUGUGGGCAAAAAGCAGGCUGCAGUGGUAGAGGAUGGGGAAAGCGACUCUGACGUGGAAGGUGCUUUUUAGUAUUAGAGUUUAGGAACAUCCAUAUAUCAUUUUCGUAUUUGAGUACGCGACCUUGUUGAGCAAAUCUGAAGGAGGUAUGUAUCUAAGAGACCAUCUUUUAUACAAGGAAUUACUGGAAAGAACUCCUCAUGUGAAAACCCGCAAACCCAGAUUCGAUGUAUGCCUUAUCCGAGUUGCGUCAUCGCGCAUCAGUGUGCUUGAACGCUUUCAUCAAAUUUUUGAAGAAGUAUUCGAAGCUAAACUUAUGGCUUACCCUAUUGGGCAUGGGCUCCAUCUUGUUUAGAAGCAUCCUGAUGAAGAGGUGUUUUCCCCUCUUGUGAAGCUUACCCCCAGAAUGUGUAUACAGCUUCUACUACUACUAAACGAUAAGGCUUUCCAAGGGGAAAAGAGGAGAGCACCAGGAAGAUGCUUCUCAUUAGAUACUGUCAGAAAGCUCGGUUACCUCUAAGAAAUUUUGACAGUGCGAAAGCAGUAGGGCUACUUGCGCGUGCGUCACGUUCGCGAUGUUACGAGGAAGUCAUCUGCAGGGUGCGGGACCUACCUCUGCGCGACUUGAGCACCUGCUUGCCGAUUUUAUGUACUUUUUUCUUUUUUCUAGAACUACUUCUUUUUUCUAGAACAACAGUACUUUCUAGAAUAUAUAAUUGACAGUUGGAUAUUUUGUAAUCUCAAGCAACGCCUCCACCUUAGUAAGUGCAGUUUGUUCCAUAUCUUUUUUGAAACAUCAAUUUUGCUCCAGAUGACAGCGUCGCUCAGUAUCUGCAGCCGACGUUGGGGAAAUUAUCGGGUGUCCGUGAGUGUCGGGUGUCGGAUAGGAAAGACGGUUUACAAGUGAAGCUAGAUCUGUGCAGGGAGAUGCCGCUCGAAAUUUUGGUAAAGUUCUGUCCGAAGCUUGUCCAGGUGCAGUAAUCGCGAGGAAGCACGACGUGGGGUAACGUCAAUCGAUAUCGUUAAGACCAUAUCACACGACAGUAAUUGAUUGCAUGCACCUGAAAGUUACGACUACGAGCUAUUCAAUAGUCUGCCAUUUCUCAUACAUAAUCUGUACUUGUCUGAAGGUCCUACAAGUGAUACAGCCAUAAAAAUGGUACGCCUGAAUUUGCGUCAGGGCAAUAAUCGUGAUGCCAUGAUAAAAAUGUUCACUACAACAGUUAGUUGUAGCUGCAUUCAUUUUCAACAACCAAGUACAAAUGUAAAUCUAGUCUCAUUUUUGUUUCAUAUGAUUCAGUAGCUAGUAGUUGUCACUGCAGCUAUAAGAACAUGAUAAUGCUACAAGAAACAAAUUGUGUGUGUUUAAUGGUUAGAUGUCUAAGUCUAAGUCUUCAUAGUAAACCCGCACCCACUAAAACAACAUGCAGAAUUACUCUUUUUCUCCACAUUCCCCACAGUUUAUGCACGAAUAAAACGAGACCCUGCUCUAUUAGCGAUCAAAAGGAUAGCUACAGGAACGACUCUGAAAUGUUGAUAUGUGUACUAAAACUAUAGAUCUACUACUGAUUCGUCACUAGAGGAAUUCAAGUAAAGAUUUCAGAUUUGAGUUUGAGAAUACAGCAAGAAAAGCGAAAUAUCCCAGAAGUCGUGAACAUUUUAGGAGAACAUUAUGAAACAAGAUACCGGAAAGACAAAAUUGGUGGACAGUGAUCUGUUUUGCGAAGGAGGUGUAGAGAAACAGGGAUGUGCCUAUGGCAUGUGUGCGUAU